GACGGCUGCUAGUUGCUGAUAUAAUAUGUCGAAGGGCGUGUAUACAUAUGUAUUAGGAAUCCGCAGGUGCAAGGGACCUUGUUGUGGAUCCAUCGCCACUUCUUAUUAUUUCCGUCCGAAAAUCUUUCGAGGAGAUAAGCGUUCGUCGACGGAACUUCGAUUCUUCAUCAACACCACAAUCGUUUAUUUUCUUAUUGAAGCCAGAGAAGACUCUCAGGCGCCAUUGGUUUGUAAAGGGUAUCAUUCUUCAACAAUUACAACAUGACGUUUAAGGAAUUUGAGGUGCCCAAGCGCGAGGGCGAAAAGAGUAAGAAAGCCUGGGUGGAGACGCCGUUGAGGGAGUCGUAUGCGCUUUCGCAGGCUGCGGGAUGCAGAGUCUUCCUCAAACUCGAAAAUCUCCAACCCUCGGGCUCCUUCAAAUCCCGAGGAAUAGGCCACUACAUCCAAUGCCGCCUCCAAGACCUCGCCUCCUCACCCUCUCCCUCUUCCGAGAAACCCCAACCGCACAUCUUCUCCUCGAGCGGCGGCAACGCGGGCCUCGCCGCCGUGCACGCCUCGCGCACCUUCGGCCUGCCCUGCACCGUCGUGGUCCCUUUGUCAACGAAGCCGCUCAUGAUUGCGAAGCUCAAGGCGGCGGGCGCGCACGAGGUGAUUCAGCGGGGCGAGACGUGGCAGGACGCGGAUGCGUUUUUGAGGAACGAGGUCAUGAAGAAGGCCGGCCCCUCAGCCAUCUACGCCCCUCCCUUCGACCACCCAGACGUCUGGACGGGCCACUCGACUCUGAUCCCCGAAAUCCUAUCUCAACUCCCCGACGACUCUCCCCCAGACGUCAUCAUCUGCAGCGUUGGCGGCGGGGGGCUCUUCAACGGCAUCAUGCAAGGCCUAGACACGUGGCUCCCCGUCUUCUACCCGGACCGAUAUUCCCGUAAGAACGGCAACGAGGCAAACGACACCGACAUGAGCACCCCCUCCAACGGCACCACCCACGGCUCACCCUCCCCCUCCCCGUCCCCCUACCCCUACCCCACCGUCCUAGCCGUAGAAACCCACGGCGCCCACUCCCUCGCCGCCUCCCUCUCCGCCCGCACCCUCAUCUCCCUCCCCACCAUAACCUCAGCCGCAACCUCCCUCGGCGCCCGCCGCGUCACUCCGCAAACCCUCGAGUACGCUCUCCGCUCCCACGUCAAGUCCGUCGUGCUGUCCGACGCCGAGGCCGCCAGGGCAUGCUGGCGCCUCGCCGACGACGAGCGCCUCAUGGUCGAGUUGGCGUGCGGCGUCAAUGUCGCGCUGUGCUAUGAUGUGGGGCGGUUGGAGGGGGCGUUGGGGAGGAAGGUGAGGAGAGAGGAUAAGGUCGUUGUUGUGCUUUGUGGGGGGAGUGCGGUUACGGUGGAGAUGUUGGAGGGGUGGAGGAGGGAGUUUGGGAAGGAAAUAGUUGGGGUGGAUGGAUUGGUGGGGGAUGGGGUUAGGAAUGGGGAGGCGGUGCCGAGUGAGGUUACGAUGCCGUGAGGGAGGGCAAGGAGAUGAGUGGUGUUGUGGUUAGGAACGAUGGGUGUUUGGAGUCUAUAGAUUCAGAGACGCGGAAGUAGUAAUGAUCGAAGAAAUGUUUUCACUC
This is a messenger RNA of Westerdykella ornata, 1612 nucleotides long. RefSeq names its product tryptophan synthase beta subunit-like PLP-dependent enzyme. Gene Ontology annotation, molecular function: threonine deaminase activity; L-serine ammonia-lyase activity; pyridoxal phosphate binding. Gene Ontology annotation, biological process: L-serine catabolic process; L-threonine catabolic process. The coding region runs from base 262 to 1506 and encodes 414 amino acids. The transcript is spliced from 4 exons. The record is from RefSeq and is a predicted model, not a curated record. Lineage: Eukaryota; Fungi; Ascomycota; Dothideomycetes; Pleosporales; Sporormiaceae.